UCGGACCUGAAUGAUCCGGCUUCGGGCUCUUCUUGCGUCACAGGUUGGCCGCCUUCAACGCGAGCCUGAGAGCCUGUGCCUUUCGCGGCUGUUUCAUUUUCAAGCAUCCAGAGCCCGAACCUUCUUCCAUCAUUCCACACACCAGUCCCCUGGCAACCGGGGAUACUUACAGAACUUCGCUUUUUCGUCUACCUUGGAAUUCCUGGUCUCGCUGUUCUCUUUUCUAUCUCACACAACUGAAAUCGCGGGGUACUUCGUACCAUCUCACGACCCCCGCCCCAACUCCUUUUGGGCCUGAAAGUUCGCGAUUCGUUUCGCCCAAUUUGGUCCUGACCAACAAAACCAACCUAUAUUAGCGAGCCGGUCACCCACCUAUCGCCCACGACAAUACAGAUUAAUCUAGGAAUCAACUGAGUCCUCUUACCCCGGAUUCUCAGCGUGAUACCUCGCAUCAUUCCGAUUACCGAUCCCGACGAGGGCACCCCUCGUCCGCGAACAUGGCGAGCGACGAAGACAUCGAGUCCUUCGUGGGCAUCACGGGCGCCAACCGCACAGCUGCUGAGCGAGUGCUCGAGUUGUGUGGCUCAGAGCUUGAGCAGGCAAUCCAACUUUGGUUCACCGACGAAGAUCUGCAGCGAUCAUUGAGCAAUGUCGGCCCAUCAUCCGCCCCGGCGGCCACAGCUCCUGCGAGUCAGUCUAGCAGGCCCAACCGCCCGCAGAUCGGUCGCGAGGACGCAGAAGGGGUCAUCCACAUAGAUUCAGACGACGAUGUGCCUAUGACCGAGGACGAAGUCGAUGAUGGGGACGAAGUUGCCGACGUUGUGCGGCGCGCCCAAGAGGAAGAAGACGCCGCGAUGGCAAAAAGGCUACAAGAUGAGUUGUUCUCCGGACCGGGAGCAGAUGAGACUGGUGAUGGUGUGCGAGCUCCCAUGGCCCGCACAACUGAGACCUUGGUUGGCCCAAACUUUGGUGGCGAUGAUGAGGAGGACGCGCACGCUGCUAUCCUCGAGCAGAUGCGCAGGAGACAACAAGCUCGCGCCCGGCCUACGACCAACCCAUUCGCCCAAUCCGUCUGGGAGGACAACGCUGCGGCACCAGGAUCUGGCCCCGGAGGAUCCACACGUGCAUCCCACCUGGCGAACUUGUUUCGCCCUCCGUACGACUUGAUGGCGCAAAUCAGCUGGGACGAAGCCCGCGACGAGGGGAAAGACAGCAAGAAGUGGAUCUUGGUGAAUCUUCAGGACACGUCCGACUUCAACUGUCAAGCACUGAACCGCGACAUCUGGAAAGAUGAGGCUAUCAAAUCCCUCGUCCAGGAGAAUUUUAUCUUCCUCCAGUACGACAAGAGCAACCUUGCGGCUGAGCAGUACAUUACCUUUUACCUUCCUAAUGAAGGCCACCAGAACCCAGACAACUACCCACAUGUUUCUAUCAUCGAUCCGCGGACGGGCGAGCAGGUGAAGGUGUUUAGUGGUAUUCCCUUCCCCAGCGCCCUCGAGUUCCACGCGCAACUCGCCGAGUUUCUUGACCGGUAUAGCCUGUCGGAAAACAGCAAGAACCCCGUUUCUAAGGCGAAGCGGCCGGAGCGUGUGGUCGAUGUCGAUCGGAUGACCGAGGAGGAGAUGCUCGAAAUGGCGUUGCAGAACAGCCUGGAUGGAAACGGCGGCCCAAAACAGCCAAACAUCCAGGAUCCCGACGAGCUCACCAAGUCGAUAGGCGCACUGGCAGGGAAUGGGAACGCAUCGGCAGGUUCGGCAGGGUCGGCGGCUGGAGAGCCGGAAGCCUCCGCGCCGGAGGAAUCCGCUUUUGCCCGGAUACCUUCGGACCGGCCCCAUGUCGAGCCGCCGGCGGACCCGAAGACGACGACCAGGCUGCAGGUCAGGAAUCCGCCCGGGCGCAUCAUCCGCCGCUUCCGUCUGGACGAGCCUGUUUCCCGCAUCUACGAGUGGCUCAAGGCCGAGCCGCUCCCGGGCAAGGAGGGGGUGGAGUUUGAGCUCAAGUCAAUGCCGCCGCAGAGCGCCGAUUUGAUUGAGCAUCUCGACGAGACGAUCCAGGAGGCCGGCUUGGCCAACGCCGUGGUCAUGCUCGAAUUUAUCUAAUAGGGAUAUGGGAAGG
This is a messenger RNA of Chaetomium fimeti, 2115 nucleotides long. RefSeq lists its product as uncharacterized. The record is from RefSeq and is a predicted model, not a curated record. Gene Ontology annotation, molecular function: ubiquitin binding. The transcript has 2 exons. Lineage: Eukaryota; Fungi; Ascomycota; Sordariomycetes; Sordariales; Chaetomiaceae. Bases 498 to 2099 code for a protein of 533 amino acids. Gene Ontology annotation, biological process: proteasome-mediated ubiquitin-dependent protein catabolic process. Gene Ontology annotation, cellular component: nucleus.